CAAAUUACGUCUCCCAAAAAGGUUUAAGCAUUGCUUCCAUACACCUUAGCUGUUUGACAGCUCCCAUCUGUUUUAGUGCCCAAAUCGUCUGAAUCAUGUUAAAUAUGAAUGUCUGUCAAGUCAAAUUACACUUGAGAUGAGUGCAUUUUUAAUAAAUAAAUAACGUUGUAAUUUGCACUAAAAGAGAUUAAAUACGGGGGUGCAAUUCACUGACGGCAGUAGCGUCAAGCAACAAAAUGGAGACAAUCUGCUUAAUUGCUGCCUGGUGCGCUCACGAGCUCAUGACGUCACACACGCGGUGCAUCUCUGAAGCGCAGGUGUGAUAUCAGACCCAAGUAGGAGCAGAAGUUAUUGAGACACGGACGAGGAUCCUGUUAAAAUUAAUACCAACGCAGCAGAGUACUUUUGAACGUCUACAACGAUUGGAGGGGCAGCCGGUUUUUUACCUGUUUGACCACUGCUAAAGAGAAUAAAAGAAAAAGGAAGUGGAAAAGAAGCAAACUGAGUGGAUUCCAGUUUAUUCUCCAUGUAGACGGGUCAUAAUCCCUUUCAAGUUGGGGAAGCUGCAUAACUGAGUUGGCAACUUGACAGUAAAAAACCGCUUCCAGGAAUUGGAACCCGGAUAGCCAGAGAACACAGCUCUGAUUGACAACCGAAGACCAGGCAAUUAAGAAGUGUGGAAAGGCACCAAGCUCGGACCUGGGGAGAAGUCAGGAGCUUGAUUACUGGCGCGUAGAAAGAAAGUACAAGGAAAAUUUAAAGCAAAGAAAGUGCACUUACCUUGUUAUCCGCGAACGACCUGCAGAGAUGGUAAAGACCGCUGACGAGCUGAAAAAGGACCGGACUGUGGCAAAGAGACCAUUUUCCCGCAUGGCUAACAUCCUGCUGAAGACCUAUGAUAACAAAUCAGUAUUAGAACUAGAAGAUGGAUUCGGUAAUCUCACACAAGCAGCAGAAAGAGUCUGGGAAGCCAAUGAUGAUUUAGAAGCUAGACUUCUCGAGGAUAAAGAGUCUGAGGUGGGUGCUGAAGAAGCAGAGUUGUCUGAUCAGCAAAAGGCAGACCUAGUAAAGACGGCUGGUGAUUGCGAAGAAACAUUGAAGGAAGUCAGACGUCUUCUCCAAAACGUGCUGUGGGUCCAAAAUGGAGAACACGAUGUGCUCACGGCGCUCCAAGUGGCAGAAGUUGAAAGCAGGCGCACAGGUGCAGUGGACGUCAACAGCAGGCUCGAAGCCUAUGAAUUCAUGCUGGGUCACCUUCAAGAUCUUGCAAAAGCAGCAAAAGUGUCCUUUGAGCGAUGGAAGCGAUGGACACCAGCCAAGCAGAAGCAAGACAUCCAGGGACGGUUGAAGGAUCUCGACCAGAAAAUUCCUUUGCUCGUGUCCAGGAAAAUGGACUUCAUUUGCGAGAAGAUGAAAGAGGAUCAACGACAAGUAACCCCUGUCUUCCAAAAUCUUUCAGCGCCUGUCAUUAGACUGAAGCCAACUUCUCUUCCCAAACCAAAGAGAGAAGCGAGGUCUGAUCCAAGGCACGCAAGAACAAGGGCCACAAAGUCAAAUGAUGUGCCAGCAGGAUGUGUCGUCUGUGGUGAUGGAAAACAUCGGAAGAAGCUGUACUUCUGUAAGCAGUUCUGGGCCCUGACGCCAGCAGAUAAGAACAUGGCGGUCAAGAAGCUAGGGGCAUGUGAGAGAUGUCUCGAACUUCAUGAUGGCCGAGCAUAUUGCAAACCCACUUACCUCUGCAAGCAUCCAGACUGUAAGGACCAGCGCCUUCCUGAACACCAUUAUUAUCUGUGUUCAAAUGCUGCACCAAGAGGCGGAGCCAUGCCGAAGAGGAGUGAGUACCAAAAGGCAGGCAGGAAUGGAUAUACGGCUAAUCAGGAGGACUUUAUCCGAAAGCUCCCCCCAGAACUGGCAAAGCAGUGUUGACAAGCUUUCUCCAAUGCCGUAUCAAAGACAUUAAGCACUGAGAUCACGCCAUCCAGCCUGCUUGGGCAGCAUGGUCUGCAAGAGUUUCCAGUCAUAAUGAUGCUACUCGAAGUGACGGCCAAUGCCGGGCAAAAGAUUGGCACUCUGAUUGACCUAGCAUCAGAUACAAACUAUAUCACCCACAAAGCAGCAGGGAGACUGAACCUCAGGAGUGAGGCGAUCACUCUCGUCGUCCACGGUGUUGGGGGCAUGAAGACCCAUGUGGAGACAAGAAGGUACUUGUUAAAGAUUAGAGUGAAGACCUCAAAAGGAAUCCUGCAGUCCCAUCAAUUAGUCUGCUACGGGCUCAACAAUAUAGCCGAUGUCCACAAGGGUGUAACAGCACAACAACUGCAUAGGCUCUUUCCCGACGUGCCCAUUGAGGAGCUUACAAGACCCAAAGAAAUUGAUCUUCUAAUAAGCCAUAGAGAGGGCAAGCUGGCACCACAGCGAAUCAGAGUCGUUGGAGACCUUGUGCUCUGGGACGGGCCAUUGGGGAAGACCAUUGGGGGCACCCAUCCGGACCUGUUUGAAGAUGUCGUCAUGUCAGCCCACACAUCAAGCACUCAUUUCGCUAGGUCAAUGAGGACAGCCGCCACAAAGUAUGAGGAGUUCCUGGCCAGGCCCCCCAGGCAACAACCACCAAUCGGUCAGCUCCACCAUGGCAUCCAGGUGACCACGACUUUAACCACCUGCCACGACUUCCUGGAAUGGUGGAGGUGGGACAGUGUUGGCGCUGCUUGCGAACCCAGGUGUGGAGGCUGCCGGUGUGGAAAUUGUCAACCAGGAGGCAAAGACAUGACCCUUGCUGAGGAGCGGGAACUGGAAGUAGU
Messenger RNA from Fundulus heteroclitus (mummichog), 2798 nucleotides. RefSeq lists its product as uncharacterized. The transcript has 2 exons. The record is from RefSeq and is a predicted model, not a curated record. Lineage: Eukaryota; Metazoa; Chordata; Actinopteri; Cyprinodontiformes; Fundulidae. The coding region runs from base 808 to 1926 and encodes 372 amino acids.